Messenger RNA from Carica papaya (papaya), 455 nucleotides. The record is from RefSeq and is a predicted model, not a curated record. Lineage: Eukaryota; Viridiplantae; Streptophyta; Magnoliopsida; Brassicales; Caricaceae.
UGUUGGCGAUGGGGAUUCGAGGCACAUAGGUUAUAAAGUUGAAAUGCCAGGUGCUUUUGAAAUUGCCUCUAAUGAUGUUACUGUUGGCCGGCUUCCUCAGAAGGCAGAUAUGGUGAUUCCAGUUGCAACUGUGUCUGCUGUGCAUGCCCGCAUUCAGAAAGAAGGAGGUAACCUUCUGGUGACAGAUUUGGAUAGUACUAAUGGAACGUUUGUUGACGAGAAGCGGCUGAGACCUGGACUUGCUGUUCCUGUGUCUUCUGGAAGCUGUGUUACCUUUGGUACAUCCUUGACUCCCAUCACCCACAUUGAAUUCUUCAAUGCAUGUAUAUAGGUAUAUGCAGUUAGCACAAACUUGCACAUUAGAUGCUUGUAAAGUUUAAGAAAUGUUUUAACACUUGGUGAGAAACCAAGCUUGCAAAGCAUCAAGAAACAAUAUGUUUGUUGCGUUUGCCAUA